Molecule: messenger RNA, 1968 nt
Organism: Synchiropus splendidus (mandarinfish)
Lineage: Eukaryota; Metazoa; Chordata; Actinopteri; Syngnathiformes; Callionymidae
Gene: rab5b
Product: RAB5B, member RAS oncogene family
Exons: 6
Coding region: 252-902 (216 amino acids)
Molecular function (GO): GTP binding; GTPase activity
Source: RefSeq, a predicted model, not a curated record
GCGCCUGAUUACAGGAAGUCCAACAUUUUAUGUCACCAGCUGAUGAAGCCGAAUUGUCAACACUCCGAAGACUGACGGCUGCCUCGCCACCUCCGCGCUUUCAGCCAAACUGACGACUAUUCAAACAAUAGUGAGAAGUCACAAGAUCAUCUGAGCACAUCCACCUUGUGAAAUAAAACACCAGCAGUCAUCCUCAGUGUCCAGUGCCGGACACAGGACCAGCCUCCCUGUAGUCUCCCACGCGGGUCGGUAUGAGCUCCAGAGGGAGCGGUGGCCGUACCAACGGCGCUUUACCUCAGACCAAGAUCUGCCAGUUCAAGCUGGUGUUGCUGGGAGACAUGGCGGUGGGCAAGUCCAGCCUGGUGCUGCGCUUUGUCAAGGGACAGUUUGAUGAGUUUCAGGAGACGACCAUCGGCGCUGCUUUUCUGGCUCAGUCUGUGUGUUUAGAUGACACCACUGUCAAGUUUGAGAUCUGGGACACUGCGGGACAGGAGCGCUACCACAGUCUGGCCCCCAUGUACUACCGCGGCGCUCAGGCCGCCAUUGUGGUCUUUGACAUCACCAAACCGGAAACCUUUGAGAGAGCCAAAGCCUGGGUGAAGGAGCUGCAGAGGCAGGCCAGCCCCAACAUCGUGAUCGCACUUGCUGGGAACAAGGCCGACCUGGCUGAGAAGAGACUAGUGGAGAACGAGGAAGCACAAGUGUACGCCGAAGACACCAGUUUGCUUUUUAUGGAGACUUCAGCCAAGACGGCCAUGAAUGUCAACGAGCUGUUCUUGGCCAUUGCAAAAAAGAUGCCAAAAACAGACACCCAGAACCCGACACAUGCUGCGCGACAUCGCGGAGUCAACCUCCAAGACCCCGACGCGCACUCUACCCGAGCCUGCUGUGGUGGAAACUAGAGCCCCUCUUAGUACUCCACCAUCCACACCAUCACGGCCCAUCGAGCACACCCCUCAAGCCACCUCCAGGACGGGGUGUGGGGGGGGGGAAGCAUCACCACUCACCACCUUGCCCCCACCCAUCCUCUUCAACAAGACAGUUAAGACCAAGAGAGCAAAAGAUCUAAAGGUUCUGCUGGUUCUCAUCGACUGAAGACUGAGAGGAGUGUGGAUGGAGAAGCAGCGACAGCUCUGUAGUACUUAGCACUAAUCAUGUCGUCAUUCUGCCUUGUGUCAUGUCAAACUGGAUUGCAAAUAAUAUAUAUAUAAAAAGAGCAGCACACAUCUGCAACUAAUGAGACGGAAUGGAUUUGAAAAAGGGGAAGAUGUAGAAAUAAAUAUAUGAACUGUUUAGUUAGUCCCGCUUUGUUUUCCUGGUCCUCUCUGGCUGUAAAUAUUAAAAAUGGAUCACAUUUCUCUGUGUCCCCAUCAUCUACACACUCUUGGCCCAACACAACAACAUGUGUACAUAGAUAGUGUUUGAUCUGAUCUGGAGUUUUGCGUGUGAAGUUUCCUGCUGAACAUUAAAUUGCACGACACGUUACUUGUGCUCACAUUUUAUCUCGUCACACGUGCAGGAAGUGACGCGUUUGUAGCAGAAAACUCCCGUUUGAAAGAAAAAAUUCCGGAGGUGAAGAACAGAUCUUGUGUUCAACACGUCUCUCGUCUGUCCGCUGCCCUUACUGUCGAAACAGAGUUGGUGUUCUGAUGCUUUUAUGUAUUCAUUUAACUUGAUGCUCUGCAGUGCGCUUGGUUGCUCUUCAAAGCUUGGCUGGUGAAAACUGUAAAGAGGAAAAAAACAGAAGUGCCUAUUUCCCCAGUUUUCUAUUUUGUUGUGUGACUCCAGUGUGUCUCUUGUCGGGAGAAGUUAGAGGAAGAAACACGUAGGCUUUGUAUUAUAAACCAAUAUCCCAGCACCAUGUGAUUCGGCUUGUCGUUCUGGCUCUGUGUGGAUGUAGAGAGUGUUUGUCUAAUACACUGUACGUCAUUAAGUAUUACAGCAAUGUCCUGAUGUUAAUAAAAGUGA